GUCAAAUAUUCAAAUGAGAGAUUUUAAUAAUUGAUCCCAGGAAAAUAUAUAUAUAUACACAUAUUUUUCUUGAAGCAAAAAAUUUCAUAAUACUAUCGAAAAAGAAAGAAGCAAAAUAUAAAAAAACGUUUUGAAUGGAAGCCAAACGAAGCAAUUUUCAAAGUGUACACAAGCUGCAUUCGUCGAAAACGCAAAUUCCGAAAACGGCUAGCGAAGUGAGCCUUACUCCCAGUCAGGUUGCAGAACAGGCUAAAAUAAAUGAGCGAAAGAAUCCGUUGGAUGCAUUAAGUCGCUUAUCAUUAAGGGAUCAAGGUGUAGAAAAACGUUCGGGUCUACAAGAUGUUGAUGCUGAAUACUUGAAAAAAAAUUUAUUUUCCCGUUCAAAUUUAAGCAAGCAUUCGGGACUGAACGACUCUUAUGAACACCAUGGUCAUGCCGUUUCGUUGGCGCAAGAUGAUGCUUCUCAUGCACAAAUGGAACAGCUUCACGCAAAACCGUUGUCCACGUCGUAUAUAUCGCCAGAUCAGCCAACUUCUCAGUCGACUCACCCUCAUCAGCCACCAGAAAUUGUACCACAGCAACCUAUUCAUCAGUCACAUACAUCAUCACCCAUGCAAUGUAAAAAUCAGUUGUACAAAGAACCCCAUUUAUCGCAGAUGCCGUCAUCAGUCGAACCUCGUAAUCAACAACGACUGCCCACGCAAUCACGCUUAACACCUGUAGCCGAACCUGAACUCUGCACUACCUGCCCAAACUGUCAAACCACGAUUUAUCUUACUCGAGAACACGAGGCAAGCGGCGAAGCUGCACAAGUUUAUAACUCAAACCACCCAGAUAUCACUAGCAGCACACCUGUUAAUUAGGACGCUUUUUUAAUAACUCAUUUGUAUGUAUACUAAAUUUCUUGUAAUAUAAAUGACUUAUGUAAUGUAACAAAUGUAUUCGAAAAAAAUUCCUGUAAAUUAUUUGUAUUUUUCACAAUAUAACUUGUCACGCUGAGCUUAGAUGAAGUUCAAACUAAAAGUCAUGACCUCCCAGUUUA
Anastrepha ludens (Mexican fruit fly) is the source of this 1042-nucleotide messenger RNA. Its product is annotated as alpha-tubulin N-acetyltransferase 1-like. NCBI's taxonomy places the organism in Eukaryota, Metazoa, Arthropoda, Insecta, Diptera, Tephritidae. The coding region runs from base 135 to 863 and encodes 242 amino acids. The record is from RefSeq and is a predicted model, not a curated record. Gene Ontology annotation, biological process: alpha-tubulin acetylation. The transcript has 7 exons. Gene Ontology annotation, molecular function: tubulin N-acetyltransferase activity. Gene Ontology annotation, cellular component: microtubule.